Molecule: messenger RNA, 693 nt
Organism: Arctia plantaginis
Lineage: Eukaryota; Metazoa; Arthropoda; Insecta; Lepidoptera; Erebidae
Source: the annotation of a GenBank genome assembly
AUGUUCAGGGCAAAUCGUGGAAUGUCUAAGGAUCGUGUAAGGUUUGUGAUUCGGUGUGACCACUGUGAGCGAGAAUUCUUCACAACUACCUCGGAUAUUAUGGCUAUCACUGCAGCUGAAAAAAGAAAACGUGAGAAUAUAUAUUAUCAGAAAUUAAAGAAAAAAGUCCCUGUAAAAUACGAUGUUGAGAAAACGAUACAAUUGUUACGACUUGCCAAGAACGUCGUUUUGUACUUAGUUUUAAGUGAUAAGCCGUGGGAGGACCGCAGAUUCAAAGAUCAUCGCUCAAAAUUGGCGAAAAUGCGUGCAGCGGUGGAUACGCGUGCUCCAGCCGCGCGGCCGCACGUGGCACUGAAGCUGAAGAAGGCGAGCCAGGAGCAGGAGCGCACCGACCGGGUGCAGCGCGAUAACUACACCAUACUGCAGCGGCUCGAGCGAAUCAUGAAGGUCAACCGCCUCGACAAUCGCUGGUCGAAGCCGUUACCGAAUUUUCAACAAAAAGUGGGUCUGUUCUACGACGUGGAGUCUUUAAACAGUAAGGUCGCAGCUCGCUCGCACAUCGCCGAGGAGUCCGAAGAGAGUUACCAUAACGUGAAAUGUUACGCGUGCGAUAUAAAGAAAAAGCAGUACAACUUCGCUGUGACCAAGCCGAAGCCGCCUCAAGACUUUCUCCCUUCAAUUUAUUCAAACUGA